Molecule: messenger RNA, 1248 nt
Organism: Cajanus cajan (pigeon pea)
Lineage: Eukaryota; Viridiplantae; Streptophyta; Magnoliopsida; Fabales; Fabaceae
Gene: GRF9
Product: general regulatory factor 9
Source: RefSeq, a predicted model, not a curated record
AUUUCACGACCGCGCUCUUUUCUACGGAGCCUCGACCAAGAAGAAUCACAGACUGAGAGAAAAAAGAGAGAGAAAUUCGCAAACCCUAGUUUCGGAAAGAUCGGCGAUGGCUUCCUCCAAGGAUCGCGAGAAUUUCGUCUACAUCGCCAAGCUCGCCGAACAGGCUGAGCGAUACGAAGAGAUGGUGGAUUCAAUGAAGAAUGUUGCGAAUCUCGACGUUGAACUGACCGUGGAGGAGCGGAAUUUGCUUUCUGUGGGGUACAAGAAUGUGAUUGGUGCUCGCAGAGCGUCGUGGAGGAUCUUGUCUUCCAUAGAGCAAAAGGAAGAGACAAAAGGGAAUGAAUUGAAUGCGAAACGGAUUAAGGAGUAUAGGCAGAAGGUUGAAUUGGAGCUUUCGAACAUCUGUAAUGAUGUUAUGAGAGUGAUUGACGAACACCUUAUACCUUCAGCUACAGCUGGGGAAUCCACUGUGUUUUACUAUAAGAUGAAAGGAGAUUAUUAUCGUUAUCUUGCUGAAUUUAAGUCAGGCAAUGAGAAGAAGGAAGCUGCUGAUCAGUCUAUGAAAGCAUAUGAGUCUGCUACCACUGCAGCAGAGGCUGAAUUACCACCCACACAUCCCAUUCGAUUGGGUCUAGCCUUAAAUUUCUCAGUUUUCUAUUAUGAGAUCUUGAAUUCACCCGAAAGAGCUUGUCAUCUUGCAAAGCAGGCUUUUGAUGAAGCUAUUUCUGAGCUUGACACCUUGAAUGAGGAGUCAUACAAAGAUAGCACCUUAAUCAUGCAACUUCUCAGGGACAACCUGACUUUGUGGACUUCUGACAUCCCAGAAGAUGGAGAAGAUGCCCAGAAAGUGAAUGGCACUGCCAAGCUUGGUGGAGCAGAUGAUGCAGAGUGAGUCCGAUGGCUGGUGGCGACUUCCUUGGGAUUUGAUGCAUGUGUUUGGGAAUGAAACAUGAGGGCCGGUUACUUAUCUGUGUAUUAGCUAGAGAUAGGGUUCCAUUGUUUCGUCUUUGUUUCUUGUUGAUCGGCCAUACUUCCCGAUAGGGGAAAAAGAAACUCCAUUUGUGCUAUAUUUAUGGUAUGUUUUUAUUUGUGUGGUGUCAGGAAAUGGCCUAUUUCAUUCCUAAGCCUUUUCCUCCUGUCUGUGGGGGAUUUGAUUGAUGAGGAUUGCUUAUGGUGUAUUUCCUUUUCCAAUGAAAUGCUACAACUUUUACUGCAAUGUUGGAGGUUGAUUCUUCCAUGAUUGUUUAA